AUUCUCUCCCUUGACUCUUUCAACUAACCUUGUUUGCUUCUGCGACUCACCCAACCGGCCGUCCACUGACUGAUCAUAUCGGAAUAGACCACCAAACUUAACAUGUCCGAACCAACCAGUGCGCCAGGAGCUCUCCCUAGCGAGGACGCCACCUCAGUCCCCAUUCAAAGCUGCCCCCAAGUGAACGAUAGCAGUACACUAAACAAGGUGAACCAAACGGUUAAUGGCGAGCAUCCCGAUGGACCCAAGAUUCGCCAACAGGUCGAAUUCUAUUUCUCCGACGAGAACCUUCCAAUGGAUCUCCACUUGCUCCAUUGCUGCGGCGGCCGCAAAAACAUUCCCGUCUCCUUGAACCGCAUCCGCGGCUUCAGGAAGAUGCGUAGGUUUAAGGAUAAAGCCUUAAUCGUAGAAGCUCUCCGCAAGAGUGCUUUCCUAAACGUCAGUCCUGACGGUAAAGAGGUUUCACGCAAAGUUCCCUUGUCUGGCCCUUGUCUCCUCGACGAAGUCAAUAGUGAUAGUGAGAUUUCUCAUGACCCCCGAACCCAGAAACCAAUCCAACAUCCAAUUCCUCUGCUUCCGCAAAAGAAGAAGGAGUAUCCAUGCGGCAAGAGCAAGAACAUGAUGAAGGCGACAGGAUUUGAAGAUAUGUAUGCCGAAGCCCCUCUCACACCAGCCGAAGCUGAGGAGGAGAUGGCAAUGUACGAUCCCGACAAGCCCUUCGUUGAACGCAUUGAGAUUGCCAUCCAGCGCUUCAAGCAGAAACGUCGCAUGCAUGAGAUGUAUUCUAAGAUUUUCAAUAAAUGGAUGCGCUUUGGUGGUGUUGAAAGCUCUCCGCGAAUGUUUGGCGGGCUCUCCAAGCAGGAUAUGGCUGAGAUGGAUGCUGAACAAAUCGCCAAAGCGCUAGCAAUUCACCACGUUCCUUGGGACCGAGAGGAUCCGAAGCAUUGGAUCGUGGACUUUGAGGGGGUGGGAAAGGCGUUCCUCUCAUCCUACUACCCACUGCACUAUGGUUACGACCCCAACCAGAUUAAGACCGCUUGCCAGGUUUUGAGAUCUUUCUAUAACUACUUACUCUUCCACCAAGUCUGUGACGAGUACAAAGACAGCCUCCUCUUUGCUCGAGCGGUCUGUGAUCAGGCCGAUGUAGAGCUCGUGAAAUCCAACCUAUUUGGUCUCGCCCUCCCUGGCGCAUUCAAUAUUGCCGCAAGCACAGUCUUCGGAGGUACUCAUGCUGGCCAAUGCAUCGUGGGCCAGCACUGGGCCGAGGAGGCAACCGAAGGCUGGGCCGGUGACAAGAAUCUUGGUAUGAAAGCAGAGGAGGCUAGAGUGACAUUCAAGACAGCCGUUGCCAUUCUCGGCACCGAUGAGCAAUACGCCAUCAUCGAAGCACAAGGAAGCAAAGAAGGUCUCAACACCAUCAAGGUCGAGAAGUUUGAGGAUGUAGACCUUGAAGUCGUUGCCAUCAAAUUCUCACCCAAGGAAGUUCAGGAAAUGUACACGAUUCAGAACGAGGCCUGGAAACAGAAACUUCAACUUCAACCCCUCGGCAAGCUCAUAUGCAGGUCUUGGAACAAGGAGGACUUCGACCAGUGGGAUCUCCCCAAGGAAAAGUAUCCAAAAGGCAAGAUAUUAAAGGAAGAUGAAGGCAAGAUAUAUGAGUUCUGGGUCGAAGACGAGGUACUGGUGGAGUGUUUCAAGGGUGCAAAAAUCGAGGCAAAGGUGUUGACGCUCAGCUGCGGUUUGACUAUAAUCGAUUCAGUGAGCGUCAUUCAUCCUAGCUUCUACAACUGGUUAGCAAAUGAACUGUGGAUGGAGAGGCACCCUCGCGAGUUCAAGCUCUCAAAGAAAGGGUUAGUAGGCUUGGACGACGAAGAUGUGAUAGAGGUCAAUGGAGAAACGAAACAGGGAGAGGAGAUUAUAAAUCAGGGAGACAUCAUCUGA
Messenger RNA from Lindgomyces ingoldianus, 1941 nucleotides. RefSeq lists its product as uncharacterized. Gene Ontology annotation, cellular component: ARC complex; nucleus. Lineage: Eukaryota; Fungi; Ascomycota; Dothideomycetes; Pleosporales; Lindgomycetaceae. Bases 103 to 1941 code for a protein of 612 amino acids. Gene Ontology annotation, molecular function: mRNA binding. The transcript is spliced from 3 exons. Gene Ontology annotation, biological process: regulatory ncRNA-mediated gene silencing. The record is from RefSeq and is a predicted model, not a curated record.